AGUUCUUUUCAUAAGUUUUUCUAGUUUAUUUGAAUAAUUAUUUACAAUGAAUCAAUUUGGAGUAAUAGCUCGAAACUUUUCGAGUUCCUCAGCUGUUCAAAGUGCAAUUAAACAUGUAACUGUGAUCGGGGGAGGUUUGAUGGGCUCCGGCAUCGCUCAGGUGGCAGCUCAGGCAGGUCAAAAUGUGACCCUAGUGGAUGUCAGCUCCGAUGUCCUGGCCAAGUCCCAGAAGUCCAUUGGCAACAACCUCGGCAGAGUCGCCAAGAAGAUGUACAAAGACAACCCCAAGGAAGGAGAGAAGUUUGUUGCGGAAGCACUCGGCCGCAUCAAGACGGCCACUGACCCCGUGGAGGCGGCCAAGGCCACUGACCUGAUUGUGGAGGCCAUUGUGGAGAACCUGCAAGUCAAACACAAGCUGUUCAGCCAGCUUGAUGCUGCGGCACCAGCUCACACUAUUUUUGCAUCCAACACUUCAUCACUUUCUAUCAAUGAAAUAGCAUCAGCAGUGAAGAGGAAAGACAAAUUCGGCGGCCUCCACUUCUUCAACCCAGUACCCGUCAUGAAACUCCUCGAGGUCAUCCGCGGGGCGGACACCUCUGACAUGACGUACCAGACCAUGAUGCAGUGGGGCAAGGAGGUGGGCAAGACCUGCAUCACGUGUAAGGACACGCCCGGGUUCGUGGUCAACCGCCUGCUGGUGCCGUAUGUAGCUGAGGCCAUCAGGCUGUAUGAGAGAGGCGACGCAUCAGCACGCGACAUCGACAUAGCCAUGAAGCUGGGCGCCGGCUACCCGAUGGGCCCGCUCGAGCUCGCCGACUACGUGGGGCUCGACACCAACAAGUUCAUCCUCGACGGCUGGCACAAGAAGUACCCGCAGGAACAGCUGUUCAAACCCAUCCCGCUGCUCAACAAACUCGUUUCAGAGGGAAAGUUGGGGAUCAAGAGCGGAGAGGGCAUCUACAAGUAUGACAAGAAAUAAGUUUUAGGGGGAGUAAGGUUAAGAGGAAAGUGAAUUAUGAGAUUUUUUAAAUGAAGUUGUUUUUGGGUAGAAUCAUGUACAGAUAUUAUGUUUUGAAAGAUUUAAUAUGUAUACUGUGUAAUCAAGUUGGUAAAUAUACUCAGUUGUGAAUGUAUUUGAUAAUA
This is a messenger RNA of Plutella xylostella (diamondback moth), 1143 nucleotides long. It is a transcript of the gene 3HCD, whose product is annotated as 3-hydroxyacyl-CoA dehydrogenase. Gene Ontology annotation, biological process: fatty acid beta-oxidation. The record is from RefSeq and is a predicted model, not a curated record. Gene Ontology annotation, cellular component: mitochondrion. NCBI's taxonomy places the organism in Eukaryota, Metazoa, Arthropoda, Insecta, Lepidoptera, Plutellidae. Gene Ontology annotation, molecular function: (3S)-3-hydroxyacyl-CoA dehydrogenase (NAD+) activity; NAD+ binding.